Messenger RNA from Paramecium tetraurelia, 657 nucleotides. RefSeq lists its product as uncharacterized. The record is from RefSeq and is a predicted model, not a curated record. Gene Ontology annotation, cellular component: nucleolus. Lineage: Eukaryota; Ciliophora; Oligohymenophorea; Peniculida; Parameciidae. Gene Ontology annotation, molecular function: RNA binding. Gene Ontology annotation, biological process: maturation of LSU-rRNA from tricistronic rRNA transcript (SSU-rRNA, 5.8S rRNA, LSU-rRNA). The transcript has 4 exons.
AUGAGUACAAAAAAGACCUAGAAGGUUAUUGGCAAAACUUAGAAGAUUGUUGAGAAAUAAAGUUAAGAAUCUUCAAAUAAAGAAUAAAAAAUAAAAAGUAAAGUCAACAGAUUAGAAUAAUAACCAUAAGAAAGACAAAAUGGAAUUAUUUAUGUUGGCCAUUUACCUUAUGGGUUUGUUGAAGAUGGAUUGAAGGAAUACUUUACCUAAUUUGGUGACGUGCUUGGAGUCAAAUUAUUUAGAAGCAAAAAAACCAAUAGAGUCUAAGGCUAUGGUUUCGUAAAAUUCGCUGAUAAGGAAGUAGCACCUAUAGCAGCAUAAGCUAUGAAUGGUUAUUUAAUGAAUGGAAAGAAGUUGGUUGUCAAUGUAUUAAGUGACUAACAUCCUGAUCCUUUCAAAUAUAAACACGGAAAUUAAAAAUUGCAUUUUAUUAAUUGGUCUGAAAAAGCAGUUGAAGAAUCAAAUAAAGAAAAAUCAAAUGAAUAAAUUGUUAAGGAAGUAUAAAGGUUAUUAUCAAAUGAAGAAGAGAAGAGAUAGAAACUAAAAGAAUUAGGAAUCAAUUACACUUACUAAGGAUUUAAAGAAUAGCUUAAAGCUUGAAUUGAUCGAUUUGAUAAUAAUUAUUCUAUAAAUUAAUAUUAAUGAAUCAUAUUAUAU